This is a messenger RNA of Phytophthora sojae, 984 nucleotides long. RefSeq lists its product as hypothetical. The coding region runs from base 1 to 984 and encodes 327 amino acids. The transcript has a single exon. Gene Ontology annotation, molecular function: hydrolase activity. The record is from RefSeq and is a predicted model, not a curated record. Lineage: Eukaryota; Oomycota; Peronosporomycetes; Peronosporales; Peronosporaceae.
AUGUCCGGAGCCAACAACUUCUACCGCAGUAACAAUGCGCCAUCCCAGCCGAUCACGUUCCAGAACCAGUUCAAAAUGACUAUUGCCGCCAACCUCUUCGUCCCCCAGGAUUUCGACACCGGCGUCCGUGCGCCUGCCAUCGUCGUUGGUCACCCGAUGGGUGCUGUGAAGGAGCAGAGCGCCAACCUCUACGCCAACAAGCUGGCCGAGCAGGGCUUCGUCACUGUGUCGGUCGACCUCUCAUUCUGGGGUGGCAGCGAAGGCGAGCCUCGCAACGCCGUUUUGCCGGAUAUGUACGUGGAGACUUUCAGCGCUGCCGUCGACUACCUCACGUUGCAGGACUUCGUCGACCCGGAGCGCAUCGGCGCGCUAGGUAUCUGCGGCAGUGGAUCCUUUGCCAUCGGUGCGGCCAAGAUCGACUCGCGUAUCAAGGCAGUUGCAACUGUGAGCAUGUAUGACAUGGGGGCCGCAUGCCGCAAUGGUUUGAGGAAGACACAGAGUGUCGAGCAACGCAAGGCCGCCAUCGCUUCUGCGACGCAACAACGCUCAGUUGAGGCUGCCGGCGGAGAGGCUCAGUACACUAGCGGCACUGUGCACGAGCUUACGGCUGACACUCCUGAUAUCCAACGCGAGUUCUACGACUUCUACCGCACGUCGCGUGGCGAGUACACGCCUCCCGGAUCGACGCGGGCCUUGACUACGCACUCGACACUGUCGAGUAUUGUGCGGUUCGUGAACUUCUACCCGUUCAACGACAUCGACACGAUCUCGCCACGUCCGGUGCUGUUUGUGUCUGGUGACCUGUCUCACUCUCGCGAGUUCAGCGAGGAUGCGUACGCUUCUGCCGCUGAGCCCAAGGAGCUGUACUGGGUACCGGGUGCCGGUCACGUCGAUCUGUACGACCGCACGGGCCUCAUUCCUUUCGCCAAGUUCACGGAGUUCUUCCAGAGCGGUCUCGCCCUGGACAACACGGCUGCCGAGUAG